GGUAAAAAAAAAAAGUCGACGUUUGUAUGCUUUGUACGUUAUUGUAUGUUUGUUGACAUCGCCCCACCUGGUGGGUGGUUCGUGCGCGGAUUCGGAUGGGGCUUUGCCAGGCUUGUUUUUCGCUUGGCUUGCUGCUGUGACAGAAAACAACGAAAGAACCCCAACAACGGGCGGAAGCGAGCGGGACAGCUGAAACUGAGAAAUCCGAUAAGCAUGGGAAACUUGCUGCCAACGUCGUCCCUGCGGACAGCGAGGACAUUCGGCAAAAGAAAGCGCGGUUCGGACGACACCGAGGACGACGAACAGGACGCCCAGCGGGCCGCGGCCCCCAAAAGGAAGAAACUGAUGACAACGUCGCAGUACAUCUACCGGACGUUGUUCCUCGAGGGCCAAAACAGCGACGUCACCAUCGUGGCCUUGGGUGUGGACUGGUGCCUUCACAAGGUCUAUCUCUGCCAGUCGCCUUACUUCGCCAGCAUGUUCUGUGGCAGCUGGAAGGAGAGGGAAGAGGGCAUUGUGGAAGUGGGCAUUGAAGACCCAAGGGUUACGUGCGAGGCCCUCAAGAUUGUCUUUGGCUCACUCUAUUUGGACGAGAUUGUUAUAGAUCCUGAGAACGCAAUUCCUGUUCUGGCAACGGCCACACUCUUCCAGCUGGACGAGCUCAUUCAACUUUGUUCGGAGACCAUGGAGGAAACCAUCAAGCUGGAUACGGUGCUGCCGUAUCACGAAGUAGCCGAGCAGUAUGCCCUGGCCCACUUGGGAAGCAAGUGCCUCGAGUGGUUGGAGCGAAACCUCAUGUUCCUGGUCAACGACUCGGCCGACACACUGCGACAAAUUGGUCCAGAUUUGAUGCAGAGGCUGGUGGCUUCCCCAAGUUUGGUGGUGGUCCAGACAGAAUUCUCCCUCUACCUCUUGCUUUCCAUCUGGGCAUACCUCAGGGAACAUGCCUGCUGGAAAGGGGAUCAGAAGGAGGCCUGCCAGCAAGCCCACAAGUACUUCAAGGAAAGAGAGCAGAGUGGGAGCUUCGUUGCAAGCUUAGAGGGUGAGGAGUACGCCGGAGCGUUCGAGGCACUCCGAAUAGAGCACCUCAUCAAUCAUCCUCUCGACGUCGAAAUGUUGGAGUUGGACAACAUCAUCUCAAAAGAAUCCUUGUACCCGGUGUUCCGUAACCAGUGGUACUCCAUGCUCAAAGUGGACCAAGGCCUGGACAAGGGGCCCAAAAGUAUCAAUGAGGAUGAGUUCAACCGGUGUUGCCUGCGCUGUGGUCGCAUUCUUAAUACAGAUGCACAGCAUAUAUGGAGGUGGACGGGCUACAACUUUGGAGUUGAUCUGAUAGUCACCUAUCAGGGGAGGAGCAUCAAGUUCCGGCGGAACGACCGCUCCGAACCCGACGUCCUACGGUCGGCGGUGGUGGGUGGCCGCAGGCACCUCCUCUACCGAUUGGCCGUCUUCUCGGUCGGCCCCAACGGGGAUGCCCACCCGCUGGCCUCCACGGGUCUGCGGUCGGCCACUCUGGCGCGGAACGCGGAGACUAAGGUGUUGACCAUAGAGAAGGAGUUUAAGUUUCCACUCAUCAUCAGUGCAAACUUCCUGGUGACUACUCCCCUAUCCACGUCUGCAGCCAGCGAAGCAACGGCGGCAGAACUGUCUCGGAGCUAAACGCCACCUCCUUGCUUUUCUCGCAUUGUGUCUUCAAACUAUGGACAAAUUUUUCACCACUGCCAACACGAGGAUGGAACCGGAUGCCUGUCUGCCCACCCGCAGCAGCUCUAGUCAUCUGCUAGAUGUGUGCUCUAGCCAACUUUACUGUGCAUUCAUGGGUUCAAUGAUUACAUUUGGUUCUUUGUAAUGGUGUCUGCAAUAUUGCUUCAUGGCAUGGCUCCUGUAUAAACAUAAUUAGAUUGUGUGCAAUAUUUCUCUACAUCAGAACACAACUCAUACUUUAUGCGGGUUCAGUUUUAUCAUUUCGAAAUUUUCUUCACUAAUGGGGUAUCACGUUGAUGAUUAUAGCCGUGAUUCAAAAUGGUUACUGACAAGCGGUGUGACCACCUAAGCAGACAUGUGAAUCGACAUAGAUCCUUUGUGGUUGGUGAUGUGUUACAAUGGUGAAAAUAAUGUUUGAUAUUUGUUAUGUUGCUGAGCUGAUGAAUCUAUGAUGUCUCAUGUUAAAAGAGCCCUGCUGAGCUGAUGAAUCUAUGAUGUCUCAUGUUAAAAGAGCCCUGCAAAAUUCAUUGUGCCUAGAGGUUGUUUCGGGUGACAUUAGCAUGCUGCUCUUCGUGAUGUGUACUUUAGCCGUCCAAGUUGGUCUUGUUGGAGGGAACCAAAAUGAAACAGUCUAGCUAUGUACUAACCAGACAAUGUACAUUAAUUAUAUAUACAGUGGAACCUCGAUCAUGCAACCCGGUUUAUGCGACAUCCCGCAUUUAUGAUGAAUUUGCCCAAUCCCGACAACCUCCCCAUAGAAAUACCUACGGUAAUGUAUUAAAAGUUUGGUUUUCAUGACACGUGAUUCUAUGCGUCUUACGACGUUCCGGUGGGAAAUGCGCGAGGCAUUAAAUGGCUGCUUGAGGAGGGGGGCGGCGGCACGGCAACGCGGAAGAGUUCUGUGCGCCGUUUUAGAGGGUCCAAAAGCACGCCACCGGCAGCCCAAGGCAGCUGCUGCGUUGGGUGGGAACAGUAGACGGCGCUUUCCCUUCUCCUCCCUGGGUUAUGAAAUGCCUCGGCGUUUUCACAUUCCGUCCUUGCUCCGCUCAUCCCAUCAUUCUCUCGUCUCUCAUUCCGACGGUUUUUUACUUCAUCAAAGUACAGCAGAUUAUUAGCUUGGACAUAAUUUAAAACCUCCGCUUGUUUUUUUUUUCGCGUGAGGCCGAUCACUGUGUUUGUAAUUAUUGUUCUUUCGGAUGAUACAGCUCGCGGAAUGUACGACGAUUUCGCCCGGUCCUGCAAAAGUCGUGUAAUCGGGGUUCCACUGUAUAUAUAUAUAUAUCUGUAUAUAGUACUUACUAUAUUUUGUUAUGCAGCAGUAACGGCAUGCGCUCAUCACGCUUGUUAGUUUUUAUUUUGACGCUCUCUCUUGUUGUCUCGGUCAAGUUGGUUCGGCGGAGUGGAAGAUAAAAAAUAUUAAUAUUGGCUGGUAUUUUAUUAUUCUGUUUUAUAGAUUUGAUAGCUUUAGAAUUUAUGUGAAAUUCAAUGAACCUUUCCUCGUAUUUAGACCUUAAAUAAAUAACAGACUAUGCCAUUCAUAGCUCUGUUCCUGCUUU
Messenger RNA from Ixodes scapularis (black-legged tick), 3260 nucleotides. Its product is annotated as germ cell-less protein-like 1. The record is from RefSeq and is a predicted model, not a curated record. The transcript is spliced from 14 exons. Gene Ontology annotation, biological process: germ cell development. The coding region runs from base 46 to 1659 and encodes 537 amino acids. Gene Ontology annotation, molecular function: protein binding. NCBI's taxonomy places the organism in Eukaryota, Metazoa, Arthropoda, Arachnida, Ixodida, Ixodidae.